AUGUUAUCUGGAUUCACAGGAGCCAUCUGCGUUACAGUCAUCCGAAAAGAAAACGAGGAUGGAUCUUCCCUUGAUGCGAAUGAGAUUAUCAACGCAUGCAAGGCAACCACCGCAGCCUACAACAAUCGCAGUCUCUCAACAACAGACCUCACUUUAACCACAAGUCCAAAAAAGCCCACCACAACACUGUCGGAAGUUCAGCUCAAUAGGAGCGCCCAGCAGAAGACAGACGACAAAGGGUCUGCUGGUGAUGCUUCAGCAAGAAUCAGCAAUCCGAAAUGCAACAAAGAUUACCAUUCUACACUUUUCACCUAUGCUGCAGGUCAACUUCAAAACAGGAAACCAUCAAGUCAACAAGGACGACCACCCCAUACCGCUUCCCUUCAAGCUCCAUUAAUGACUAAUGUUUCAAUGAACAGCAACUGCUCCGAGCACGCUCCAGGAGUCAGAAAUAACCACUCACGACUGAGUGCCCGGGGUAAAGCUCUGCUCAAUACGCCUCUACUAGAGAGUACAACACCGAACCGUCAACCACCUUCCAAUCAUCGUGCUACGGACUGCAUCAGCACUGAUCUUUAA
Molecule: messenger RNA, 579 nt
Organism: Cooperia oncophora
Lineage: Eukaryota; Metazoa; Nematoda; Chromadorea; Rhabditida; Trichostrongylidae
Source: the annotation of a GenBank genome assembly